Messenger RNA from Bombus impatiens (common eastern bumble bee), 1490 nucleotides. It is a transcript of the gene wuho, whose product is annotated as tRNA (guanine-N(7)-)-methyltransferase non-catalytic subunit wdr4. Gene Ontology annotation, cellular component: cytosol; nucleus; tRNA methyltransferase complex. Gene Ontology annotation, biological process: RNA (guanine-N7)-methylation. The record is from RefSeq and is a predicted model, not a curated record. Gene Ontology annotation, molecular function: tRNA (guanine(46)-N7)-methyltransferase activity; protein binding. Lineage: Eukaryota; Metazoa; Arthropoda; Insecta; Hymenoptera; Apidae. The coding region runs from base 76 to 1239 and encodes 387 amino acids. The transcript has 2 exons.
UAAUAAUAAACGUAAAAAUAGUGUUCUAAUUAAAAUUAUUGUAUUUUUUGCUCAUAAAAAUUUCAUUUUUCAAUAAUGAGUUUUUGUAUAUACGAAUCAGACAUUAUUAUAUGUAAUAAUGAACAAAUUGUAAUGUAUAAUAUUGAAAAUGGUACAGAAACAACUAUUUCUUUACCUAAAUUGCAAAGUGAUAAAAAAGUUGAUUUGCAUAACAACGUAAACAAAGAAACUUCUCACACGAUUACCAACGUAAUGUUCUCAUAUGAUGGAAAAUAUUUCUUUGUCUAUACAAAUCGUAAGCAACUAUGUUUGUAUGAAAGAAAAAGUCAAAAUCUUGUGUUAAAUAAAAUACUUCCUAGAGCUGCCAGCAAAGUGCAAUUUACUCCAAACAACGACAUAGUUGUUGCUGAUAAAACAGGAGAUGUUUACCUAUUUUCUAAUAAGCAGUCUGACAAUGGGGUCCUACUUUUAGGACAUUUAUCAAUGUUACUUGACAUAUUAAUUACGGAAGAUGGAAAGUACAUUAUUACAACAGAUAGAGAUGAAAAAAUUAGAGUGUCUAUGUUCCCAAAUUCAUAUAAUAUUGUAUCCUAUUGUUUAGGACAUACAAAAUUUGUAACAAACAUUUUGGAAUUACCUCAUGACAAAAAUGUUUUAAUAUCUUGUGGAGGAGAUGGAAUGUUUAUAUUAUGGGACUACAAGAUUGGAAAAGAAUUAUUAUGUAUUAAUUUUCAUAAUAAAAUAUCUAAAAGUGAUAUUGAAAAGUUUAACGAACAACUUCAUAAUUAUAACUUAGAAGAGUUUGUUGAUGUUUUACCUGUUAAACAUUUAAAGCUUUUGGCACUUAAUACAACUUCAUCUUUAGCUAUAAUGAGCUUUUAUAAUAAUACGUUAUUAUUAGUAUACAUAAUUAAUAGCACAUCAAAAUCAAACUUUGAAGUAGUAUAUGUGCAAUCUAUAAUUGCAGACAGCGAACCAAUAGAAUGUUAUCUGUACAAAAAUAAUCUAUGGAUAUUAAAUGAACUUGGAUUUAAAAUAUAUGAAUUUAAAAAUAACAAUUUUAUACUUACUGAUGGAGCAGAUUAUAAAAUAAAUAACUUAAAUAAUUAUUGGAAAACACUAAAAAAAGAUUUUACUCAACAAAAUUUAUUUUCAAUCCUGUAUAAAAGAAAAUAUGAUAAUGUGCAAGAAUAUUUACAACGGAAAAAAACGCGUCUUACAAAUUCAAUUGAUGCAUAAUCAAUUGCAUGUAACAUUAUAGCAGUUCCUGGUGGGCCAUACAAGAGACAUCCUUUUGGAGGGGUGAUACCAACUCUUUGAAAUAACUCAGGAUUUAGUAAUGGUAAUUCUAUAACUUCUCUCAGUUCACGUAUUUGUUCACUUAGACCACCAAUUGCACUAUAUGUAACAUCUCCAGGAUCUUCAUGUGACAUAUUAUAAACUAAUGGGUCAACCUAAAUAUAUAAAUAAACAUUUAAAGUUUACUGAAA